Messenger RNA from Sphaerulina musiva SO2202, 1896 nucleotides. RefSeq lists its product as uncharacterized. The transcript is spliced from 3 exons. NCBI's taxonomy places the organism in Eukaryota, Fungi, Ascomycota, Dothideomycetes, Mycosphaerellales, Mycosphaerellaceae. The record is from RefSeq and is a predicted model, not a curated record. The coding region runs from base 1 to 1896 and encodes 631 amino acids.
AUGGACAAUGUGCCUUUGCCGAAGACGGGUCGGCUGUGGAAGUCCAAGGCAGACUUAUUCCGGCCAUUUAGAACGGCGGCAGCGAAUGCAGCAGCAGACAAGGAACACAGAACACACCCGGCUUCUGCCUCUCCUAUAUCUCUCUUAUACGAUCCCUCAAACUUGCCUGAAAGGGAGGAGCCUAAUCUCAGAGAGCUGAAUUCUGCUUUACGUGCUCUGGUCGACGUCUUCCCCGAUGUACAGCCGGAAGUGUUCCGGGAGAUGCUCAUCAGCAUUAGCGAAGAGAGUCGCUUGCAGGUCGUGACGGAGCAUCUUCUGACGAAGAAGGCGAAGUGGGUCCAAUCCAGGUAUAGAACCACGGGCAAAACCACGCCAUCAAAGCCCGGGAAGUCCAGUCGAGAGCCAAGUCGAGGCGCAAGAAGCGAUCCUCCACUGGCAGACGAAGACUUGUUCCGCAGUGAAGAUUACAAAAAAGCAGUCAAGCAAGUCUUCUACCAAGAGUUCAAUAGUUUGAGCAAGUCGACCAUUCGUGGCGUGCUUGCUGAACAGAACUUUUCGUAUACACUAUCAAGACCCGUUCUACAGCAAGUCGCAGCUCGCUCGUGGCGCUUCUCAUUCGGUCAGUUCUGGUCCAGACGAUCGGGCCACGAUCCUACUGAUAUUCGUUCUCAUCCAUUCAUCGUGUGGCAGAACGAUCAAGAGCCAUUCGUGCGCCGGACCGGAAGUCUAGAACUCGACCACGAACUGUAUGAACUCUUCGCUCUGCCCUUUGUCACACAGAAGCGGCAGGAUCGUGCGCGAGCCGACUUUGAAAUAGCGACUGCAUUGAACGAUACGGAAGCUGAAGAGGCCGAGGCCCUCUUCGAUUGCGAAUGUUGCUACAGCUCCGUUUCAUUUGAGCGCGUGGCUGUGUGCGAUGAUGCGUGUCAUCUUCUCUGUCUAGAUUGCAUCCAGCGGACUGUAAACGAAGCACUAUACGGUCAAGGCUGGUCACGAGCAGCCAACUUGGACCACGCCACUGUACGAUGUUUCGCCUCUGAAGACUGCUCGGGCAACAUCCCGCAGGACCUCGUCCGCCGAGCGUUGACUCAAGGCGUGGACAAUACUGAUAUUUGGAACGACUUCCAAGCCCGUGUGACGAACGAAGCACUUCUUCAGUCUCGCCUGCCAUUUCAACGAUGCCCCUUUUGCGAUUAUGCCGAAGUGCAAGAGUACCCAAGACCACGCCUCCGACAUCCUUUGGCGAUAUGGAGCCACAUUGCCAGCCGAGCGCCACCCGCCAUCCAAAUCAUGUUCUUAUCAUUCUUUACGUUCCUCACACUAUUCACCAUACCUUGCUCCAUCCUCGGCAUGACCGUGUACAUCCUCAUCAGUCUGAUACCUCCUUUGAACAGGAUCUUCAGACAAUCCGUCACUCGCCUCCAGAAACAUCGACGGCCUCCGAAGUUUACCUGUCGCCAUCCGGACUGUCGUCGGACGUCCUGUAUCAAAUGCACUGCGCGCUGGACCGACCCUCAUUCCUGUUUCGAAUCGGAAAAGACGUCCUUGCGCACGGCGAUCGAGACGGCCUCUUCACAAGCCAUCAAGAGAACGUGCCCAAAGUGUCUACUAUCCUUUGUCAAAGCCUCAGGAUGUAAUAAAAUGGUCUGCAAUUGUGGUUACACGAUGUGCUAUGUCUGUCGGAGUGAAAUUACGAGUAAAGAGGGUUAUGGCCAUUUCUGUCAACACUUUAGAGUGAAUGGGGGGAGGUGUGGGGAGUGUGAGAGAUGUGAUUUGUAUGGAGAUGAAGAUGAACAGGCUGUGAUUAGGAGGGCUGGAGAGGAGGCGGAGAGGCUGUGGAGGGAGAGGGAAGAAGGACACGCGGGGAAAGGAGAGAUGUAUACCAGCCUCUAUUGA